This is a messenger RNA of Eruca vesicaria subsp. sativa (arugula), 618 nucleotides long. NCBI's taxonomy places the organism in Eukaryota, Viridiplantae, Streptophyta, Magnoliopsida, Brassicales, Brassicaceae. The record is from the annotation of a GenBank genome assembly.
AUGGCGCCGCCGAAGAGUGAGGGAGAAGGGAAGCCGAAAUCGACGACGGUGACUACGCCGACAACAAGGCGGACUCGGAGCAUGGACCGGAAGACUCGUAGCCAGUCUCAGGGCAAGUCGCCUGGCUCUUCAUCCUCCUCCAAGCUGAUGACCUACGAGUCUCCCGAGAAGAAGAAGAGGAAGCCGAAAGCCAAGGAGACUGGAGCUGCGAGUAAGAAGAUCAAGGUGGAGGACGAGGAGGAUGAGCCAGCUGUCGAAGAGUCCAAGAAGCCGGAGGAAGGAGAUGACGUCGCUGCAGAAGAGGAAGGAGACGACGUCGCUGCGGAAGAAGGAGACGACGACGACGGCGCUGAGCACAAGAAGAUCGCGAUCGAGCACUGCAAACAAUGCAAGUCUUUCAAGGAGAGGGCCAACGAGGUGAAGGAGGGUCUCGAGAAAGCUGUUCCUGGCAUCAUUGUCACUCUCAAUGCUGAUAAGCCAAGGCGUGGUUGCUUUGAGAUUCGUGAGGAAGGUGGUGAAACGUUUGUCAGUCUCUUGGAUAUGAAGCGCCCGUUUAAGGAGAUGAAGGAUCUUGAUAUGGAACAGGUCAUUGCAGAGAUCGUCGAGAAGCUUAAAUGA